AUGUUCAACGCCAUGAUGAUGUCCAUGAUGGGCAAAGGCUCUGGGAAGAACGGUCUCCGUAGCUUCGCUCCAGACCUCAAGGUCUGGGUGGGAGGCAUGCCGCCCAACAACGUGAGUAAGGAGAUCAACAUGAAGUUGAAGGAGCACAUGUCCUCGGCCGGCGUCAAUUGCCUUUACGCAGAGGUUGGCAAAACCGGCACCGGCGGGGCAGCCUUUAAGACCAACUCGGAUGCGCAGGUCGCCUGCGCUGCGUUGAAUGGGUCCCUCUUUCAGGGGAUGCCGAUUCAAUGUGACCUAUGGAGUGCCCAAGGCAAGAAGGUGUGACCGGCAGACCAUCCGGAACCGUGACCGGAACCGCUAAAAGAAAGCAACACGGUUUUAUGAAAGCAGAUCUAUGAAGGCAAUAUGACAGGAAAGGUCCCCAAAUGGGCGGCUCAUGCCUCUGAGAGAAAUCAGAGCAAGGUGUCAACAGACACGUGUAUACCGGUGCGCUUUUUCCAAUUCGAAAGCGCAUUUUGAAACAGUUUUGUAUCUUAUGAGGGCACACGAAAUGGCACCUGUUUGCAGCGCUCUUGCGAGCUGGGCAAGCUCGAACUGCACCAAUUCGAUGGAUACGCAAUGGCUGGUUGGCCCUGAAAA
Molecule: messenger RNA, 639 nt
Organism: Cladocopium goreaui
Lineage: Eukaryota; Dinophyceae; Suessiales; Symbiodiniaceae
Source: the annotation of a GenBank genome assembly